AUGACCGUGACAUGGACGACGAGGCAAGCCGUGGAGGGACCCCAAGUGUGGUUUGCCUUGGCAAAUCAAACCCGCGCCUCCUUGAAUGACAUGCAGGUUGUUUUGGCAUCGACGAAAGUGUACUAUUCGGAGGGCGACUACUCCCUCUUCAACCACUAUGCCACACUUCCAGGGCUGCUUCCCCACAAGCGGUACGACUACAUUGUCGGUAGCAAGAAUCCAAACACAGUCACUUCCACACGUCACACGUUCACCACUGCGAAAGGAGCCGACGCCGACUCGUUCGCCGCCGCGGUGUACGGCGACAUGGGCGUACUCAAGAGUGACCAUUCAAUUGCGUAUCUCAAUCGUAUGGACGGCGUCGAUUUCUUUUGGCACAUUGGUGACACCUCGUACGCUGACGACGCACUCGAGCACCCUGGCACCGACAAAAAUGCCUUCAUGUACGAGCAUGUGUACAACGAGUUCAUGGAGAAGCUCGCACCAGCGAUGGCAUCGCGCGCGUACAUGGUAACCGUGGGCAACCACGAGGCCGAGUGCUACUCACCUGCGUGCCUCCGGUCCACAUUCAAGAAGGAUCACCUGGGCAACUUUUCGGCGUUCAAUACACGAUUUCACAUGCCGUCGCAGGACUCAAACGGCAUGCUAAACAUGUGGUACUCGUGGACGCAUGGGCCUGUCCAGUUCAUCAGCGUCAACUCCGAGAUCGACUUCCCUGGCGCAGUCCUAGACGAGCAGACAGGAACCCAUCACAACGGCGGGUUUGGAGACCAAUUGAAGUGGCUUGAGCAGGCGCUUGCCUCCGCCAAACGGCAACGUGACAUGUUCCCGUGGAUUUUUGUUGGCAUCCAUCGGCCGUUGUACAGCGUGUUCAUCGAGAACUCGACGUACGGCCGCCUGUCGCAUGUCCGGAAAGUCACGCGAGCGCUGCAAACUGCAUUUGAAGCCUUUUUCCUUGAGUAUCGUGUAGAUGCAGUCGUGGUGGGCCACGUACACUCGUACGAGCGCCACGUCCCGAUCGCUCACGGCCGCGCCGUCGUGGACGGUGUCAACGCGGCAAAAACGGGAUACGACAACCCGAAAGCCCCCGUCUACAUUCUAACGGGCGCCGCGGGGAACGUGGAAGACCUGACGCCAUAGUUGGAGGACGAAGGGAGUCACCCGCCCGAGUGGAAUGUCGUUUGGAACAACUCAGUCUAUGGGAUCGCGACUGUCCGAUGCAAUCGCACCCAUGUGACUUGGGCUUUUAUCGACACCACCAAGCGCAUCACCGUCG
This is a messenger RNA of Aphanomyces invadans, 1276 nucleotides long. RefSeq lists its product as hypothetical. Gene Ontology annotation, molecular function: metal ion binding; acid phosphatase activity. The transcript is spliced from 4 exons. Lineage: Eukaryota; Oomycota; Saprolegniomycetes; Saprolegniales; Verrucalvaceae. The coding region runs from base 1 to 1140 and encodes 379 amino acids. The record is from RefSeq and is a predicted model, not a curated record.